Messenger RNA from Diabrotica virgifera virgifera (western corn rootworm), 1168 nucleotides. Its product is annotated as phospholipase A1-like. The transcript has 4 exons. Lineage: Eukaryota; Metazoa; Arthropoda; Insecta; Coleoptera; Chrysomelidae. Gene Ontology annotation, molecular function: lipase activity. Bases 61 to 1038 code for a protein of 325 amino acids. The record is from RefSeq and is a predicted model, not a curated record.
UAUAUAAUAUGUACCUACUGUCCAAGAAACCAAACUGCAGACUAAACUUUGAAAAACAGAAUGAAGCUACAAUAUUUGUCGUUACUAGUAUUAGUGACUCUUACUGGAACGAAAUGUGAUUCGGGAGAUGAUCUCACAACACCAGUAAAUUUCAAUGAUGCCAAUUUAAACACAAGUGAAGUUGUGUUCGAGACAUACAAAGUAUUAGACCGCGGAAUGAAGAGUACCGACCGAAAGGGCUCCCAUUUUGACUUAUACCCCACUAGAAUCCUCAUACACGGGCACGGCGAAAACGGUCAAAGUUCUUGGGUACUAACGGCAAGGAAUGCUUACUUAGGUCUCAGAGAACCUCACAAUGUUGUUAUUGUAGAUUGGGCAACAGGAGCUGCCCCAUACGAGACAGCUGCGGCGAAUACAAAACCUCUUGGAGAACUUAUUGGAAAGUAUAUUCUCGAUAAUGAACUUGAGCUAGAAAAGUUGCAACUUAUUGGUGUUGGUAUGGGCGCCCACGCUGCCGGACAGGCAGGAAAAUAUAUUACUAGAGUAAGUCUUCACCAUAUAGGUAGAAUAACUGGUCUUGACGUAGCUGGUCCUAAAUUUGAAUUGGAUUCUGUGCCAGCAGAAGGCAAAUUACAGAAAACUGAUGCUUUUUUCGUAGAUACUGUUCAUACGAACGUUCAAAAGUUUGGAUAUAAAUGUCCUAUUGGGCACGUAGAUUGGUACGUUAAUGGUGGAAAUGUUCAACCGGGAUGUCCUGUUUUAGAUUCUCCAGAUUUGGAUGUGUGCAGUGAGUUACGCGCCCCCGACCUGUAUGUUGAAUCAAUCACUUAUCAGGCACCUUCCUAUGAAUGUACGGUAACCAUCCAGAAUGGAUCAUCUGUAGUGACCAAAGUUCCGUUUGGAAGACAAGUGGUAUUUGGAGAAAACGUCAAUUUAUCCGCUAGAGGAAAUUACUCCAUAGAUACCAAUAGCGUUCCUAAAUAUUUGCCACAUUAUAAUCUAAUGGGAGCAGAUAAACAUAAUGGUUGGUCUUUUUAACCCUUUACUUGUGUAUUAGAACUUGCUCUAAUUUAGCCUGUUAGUGACAAGAGAUUUCUAAUAAUAUUAUUGUAAUGUGUAAAUAUUUUAUUCAAUUUAAUUAAAUUAUUUAAAUACAGAAUUUUGCGCC